CAAGCUAGGAAUAAGUCAGCCAGCCAGCCAGCCAGCUCCCUCACGCGAAGCGAAUGCAGGUGAUAUCGACUCGGGCGUCUUCACGAGCUGCUUGCUGCUACCAGCGGCGACCACCACCAACCAACCAACCAACCAACACCGCUGCUACUCACCACCACCCUCCCUCGGGCUCUCUCCUCGUUAGCCACCCCUACCCGCGAUCGCGAUGCACACACACACACACGCACACGCAUUCGCAUUCCUCCUGCGUAGAGAGACCGCACGGUAGAUGAUAUUGCCUCAGGGCAAAGUUUUGCGCGCAAGGCUCUGGAAUGCUACCUAGUCUCUCUCUCUCCCCUCCCCCCCCUUUUUUCUCUGUCUCUUUUUUCUUUCGCUCUGCCCUCCCUCCCCUCACCCGGAAGGUCUGGAGUCCUCCUCCUGAACGGUAGCAUCGACCAAUAUGUUAUAUGUAUGUGCUCGUACAUGUACAUAUCGUACCUACAUGCCUCUAUGUAUGUACACUCAUUCCCGUGCAUCCAACAGCUACAUACAUAUACGCACAUCGAAACAUAGAACAUAGAGGCAUACAUAUAUACCUGCCUACAUGUAUGUGUUUAUACCCACAUGCGUACAUACAUUGGGGAGGGAGGGUACGUAAGAGGCAAGCUUCGCCUUUUCCUAAUCUGAACGAUCAUAUGUAUGCACAUGUAUAUAUAUGCCAUCCCGUGGCCAUGCCAUGCCGUUCCAAUGUCCGCCCAUACGCAUUAGUAAGGUCCAACCAACCUUGUCGAUCUUGACAGAUGCCCAGAGUUGGACAGAAAGAAAAGAAAGAAAGAAAAAGAGAGACGAUCCAAGGUUCAGUGCUACGUAAGGGGGGGUUUUGUACCGAAAGGGAAAAAUGAAGCCGGCAGAUCGCGCUACGAAGAUGGGCUACGAAUCGAUUUGCGGUUUAGGUCCAAAAUGCCAUCGUUUCCCGUUGCCACAUACAUACAUAUGUAGGGGACAACGGUCGAGCUAGCCUCGUUUCGGUUCGUUCAUUCGCCCGUCCCUCCGUAGAACAGGAACUGAGGUGGGUUGGGGACGGAGGAGGGGGGUUAGGG
Molecule: messenger RNA, 1079 nt
Organism: Durotheca rogersii
Lineage: Eukaryota; Fungi; Ascomycota; Sordariomycetes; Xylariales; Xylariaceae
Exons: 1
Coding region: 447-776 (109 amino acids)
Source: RefSeq, a predicted model, not a curated record